This is a messenger RNA of Engraulis encrasicolus (European anchovy), 689 nucleotides long. RefSeq lists its product as uncharacterized. NCBI's taxonomy places the organism in Eukaryota, Metazoa, Chordata, Actinopteri, Clupeiformes, Engraulidae. The record is from RefSeq and is a predicted model, not a curated record. Bases 430 to 675 code for a protein of 81 amino acids. The transcript is spliced from 3 exons.
GCUGCCCUCAUUCAUUUAGGCUACCUGAAUGAGAGACGGUGCAUAAGCUUCAUGUCUGUAUUGCCAGAGAGAGAUUUGAAGUCCUGCGGAGGGGUUGGGCAGACAAUGUCGCUGUUUUGACCCGCAGCCACGCGGUGAGGAUUAGGUAUUUUAAGACUUGUGGAAAUUUCCCAUGCCGUUCCGCGCACGCUCAGUGGAGUUAGCGCGCAACCGAUGUAACGGAAAAAACAGACGAGGGCAAGGCAAAGCAUCUUCAUCCACUGGGAAUGCCUGCGGUUCACAAGGUUGGCGCAUCUAUCUCCAAACCCAGAGAAACAAAUAAUAAUACAUGGAGGAAUCCUUACAAUCGUAACAAAGGCUUUUUACAGCGUGACACUAUACACUGGAUGCACUUUAACGCACAUCAGGUCUGAUCCUUCCAUUGUAAACAUGGGUGUGAAGGUUUUACAGUGCUUUCCCUUCUAUCGGCAAGGCAAGGACCGCCGCAAAGGAAGAUUGUGCCCUCCCCAAGCAGUGCCAUCGGUGGAUCUGAAGCAAGAAUUCUCCACCACUUCCUGGUCAUGUGACAGUGAGGGCGGUGGUGGUGGGUCUACGUGUCGGGUCUACUUCCCCCAGAAGGCUCGUAUCAGCUACCGCCACCAGAUGGAGGGCCACGUUAUCGAUGCCACCUACUAGGCCUGCACCUCCCC